AUGAUCAUAUCGUAUCUGGCACGUAUUGUACUGCUACUGCCAGAUCUUUCCGCAUCCGACAAUGAUCGUCUGGCCAAUAUUGCACGGACGUCACACGCUCGGUUAGGACAUGUGGGUGAACUUGGUCCUGACCCACAUUUCAACUACACAGCUGCUCAGAGGGCCCAUGAACCUCGAACUGUCGACAUCGGAACAUCUAACUUUGACCUACCUGAUGAUGGCGCUGAAUCUGCACGAUCAUUCGGUAACCGAUUACGGAGCUCCCAUAAACCCAGGGCUGAGGACGAGUGCGUUCCAAUUAAUGACACGCUACGAAAACAUCUUCUGCAGAAACAAGGAACAACGCUGUUUACGAAGCACAGCGCUGGCACUUCAUUUGCUUAUGUCCUUCUGCACAUUUUGGUCCUUGUUACUCUUCCUUUUACAUUUCUCUUGGUCCUAUCAUUGAAUAAUAGCCGGAUUGCUAGAAGAAAUAAAUGA
Molecule: messenger RNA, 480 nt
Organism: Ostertagia ostertagi
Lineage: Eukaryota; Metazoa; Nematoda; Chromadorea; Rhabditida; Trichostrongylidae
Source: the annotation of a GenBank genome assembly